AUGAAGUUACUACACAUACAUUUUCACCCGGGGUUUAAUUGGACUCCACAUUUUAUAAUCGAAGGAUACGACUCCCUUGACAAACAAAUAGAAUUGGGCAAUAUCACUCGCAAGAAGCGACUCAGGAAGAAUACCGAGUAUUUGUCAUUUGCAGGAUGUAAAGUGUGUGAACAUCGGGCACUAUUUGACGUUAUUAAGAAGUGA
Messenger RNA from Lodderomyces orthopsilosis Co 90-125, 204 nucleotides. RefSeq lists its product as uncharacterized. The transcript has a single exon. The record is from RefSeq and is a predicted model, not a curated record. Bases 1 to 204 code for a protein of 67 amino acids. NCBI's taxonomy places the organism in Eukaryota, Fungi, Ascomycota, Pichiomycetes, Serinales, Debaryomycetaceae.